Spirodela intermedia is the source of this 663-nucleotide messenger RNA. The record is from the annotation of a GenBank genome assembly. Lineage: Eukaryota; Viridiplantae; Streptophyta; Magnoliopsida; Alismatales; Araceae.
AUGCAGAUCCAGGUCAGGUGCGCCUGCGGAGAAGGCGGAUGCCCGGAGUGGGCCAUCGUGGAGCUCCAGGGAGUAGUCGAGGCGGAUCCCUCGAUCGGAAAUCAGCUUCAGAACCUCGAGAUUGGGCACCUCUGCUGCUCGUCACAGGUCAGCCUCUACCCCGCUCGUGCCCAAAUGUGAGGCACUGGAUCGCCUCUCAGAUGGGUGUCAGUGAAGAAGAUCUCACACAUCUUUGAUUGCUUCCCCAGUCAGUCUAUAAAUUCACGGUCGGCUACCACGAAUUAUCGGGGACGAAGGUGCCGUUGAAGAAGCCACUGCUGGUACUGAAGAAGAGGAAGGAGGAGUCGCUGGGCGGAGCAGAAUCGUCAACGACGGAGCUGGAAGUCAUCGGAAUCAUCCGGCAUCGGAUUCUGUUCAAGAAUAGACCCAAAGCUCUCAUCUCUGGUAAGAGAUUUUUCAUUUGCUACCUGCCGAAUGUUUAAUAUAUUUUGUUUGAUUCUUGAGAUAUAUGUUCCUGUACAAUGCCCCUCUCCAGCCCAAUCCGUGAAUUCCUAUGUAUUUUAGUUAAUUGAAUGCUUGACAACCGAAUCGAAUCAAAUCUUAUUGAACAUUCGUCUCUGCUCCCUUUCAGUGCCACAAACUAAGGAGAAGAAGACAGGCUAG